AUGGAAGAGAAUAUGGCGGAAGACGCAUCGACUUCUCGACGAAACAUCAAAGAUGCAGUUGAAGAUCAACUUCACGACAAAUUUUCUGUAAUGUGUGCUACCGGCGAGUUUUCGUACACUGCAUACACAGAAAGUUUCUGCCGAUGGCUUUUAACAAUUAGGUUUCGCAUAGUUGAAGAGCUUUAUGACGGGUACACAUGUAAGUUGCCUCUAAGCUUAGAAAUACUUAGCAAUGACUGUGUUUCAACAGUAAAUGCAAUGUAA
Molecule: messenger RNA, 264 nt
Organism: Enterobius vermicularis (human pinworm)
Lineage: Eukaryota; Metazoa; Nematoda; Chromadorea; Rhabditida; Oxyuridae
Source: the annotation of a GenBank genome assembly